UAAGAAAUAUUUUCCCAGAAAAUCAAACAACGGCAAGAGGUGGGGAGAGAGUCCGAAGCUGCAAUGGGGCAUCAAUGGAAACACAACGGAGAAGAAGAAAAAGAAGAGGGAGUCAUGGCUUCUGACUUUUUCUGGUCUUACACAGACGAGCCUCAUGCCUCCCGCAGAAAACUCAUCCUUUCCAAAUACCCUCAAAUCAGACAUCUUUUUGGCCCUGAUCCCUUUGCUUCUCUCCAGAUUGCUGGGGUUGUAUUCAUUCAAAUAUGGACUGCAGCUUUCCUGAGCAAUGAAUCAUGGUUGAAGAUACUAAUUGUAGCCUACUUCUUUGGCUCUUUUCUCAACAACAAUCUCUUCUUGGCUAUCCAUGAGCUCAGCCACAACUUAGCCUUCUCCACUCCAGUUUACAACCGGUGGCUUGGCAUAUUCGCUAACCUCCCCAUCGGGGUGCCAAUGUCUGUCACCUUCCAAAAGUAUCACCUCGAGCACCAUCGCUAUCAAGGCGUGGAUGGGGUUGACAUGGACAUUCCCAGUAGGGCCGAGGCCUUUCUUGUUAGAAAUGCCUUCACCAAAUCAAUUUGGGUCAUAAUGCAGCUGUUCUUUUACGCUCUUCGCCCUCUGUUUCUCAAACCAAAGCCUCCGGGGCUGUGGGAGUUUGUCAACUUGAUUGUGCAGGCAGGGCUGGAUGUUGGUGUGGUGUAUCUGUGGGGGUGGAAGGCAUUGGGUUAUUUGAUGCUCUCUACAUUUGUUGGAGGUGGGAUGCACCCUAUGGCUGGCCACUUCAUCUCUGAACACUACGUUUUCAACCCGAGUCAAGAGACCUAUUCGUAUUAUGGCCCUUUGAAUCUGAUGACAUGGAACGUGGGGUACCAUAACGAGCACCAUGACUUCCCAAGGAUUCCCGGGAAUAAGCUGCACAAGUUGAAGGAGAUUGCACCCGAGUAUUAUGAUGGCUUGGAUUCGUAUAGGUCUUGGAGUCAGGUGAUCUACAUGUACAUUAUGGAUGGGGCGGUUGGGCCUUUUAGCCGGAUGAAGAGAAGCCUAUCGGUGAAGAGUAACGGCAAAUCUGAAUAGGUUUAGGUUUGAGUUUGAGUGGUUUUUGAAACACUGGUGAUGCUUGAUGGUAAAGUAGAGAUGGCUGUUUCUGUUUUAGCUCUCAUUCUUUGAAUUCUUUUGGAGGAUUAGUGUUUUAGAUGGUGAUGAUGUGGCUUCAUUUUCUGGAAAAGAGAAUUCCCUGUUUA
Salvia hispanica is the source of this 1238-nucleotide messenger RNA. Its product is annotated as sphingolipid delta(4)-desaturase DES1-like. Gene Ontology annotation, biological process: ceramide biosynthetic process. Gene Ontology annotation, cellular component: membrane. The record is from RefSeq and is a predicted model, not a curated record. Gene Ontology annotation, molecular function: sphingolipid delta-4 desaturase activity. Lineage: Eukaryota; Viridiplantae; Streptophyta; Magnoliopsida; Lamiales; Lamiaceae.